This is a messenger RNA of Globicephala melas (long-finned pilot whale), 5122 nucleotides long. It is a transcript of the gene CPNE3, whose product is annotated as copine 3. The record is from RefSeq and is a predicted model, not a curated record. Gene Ontology annotation, molecular function: calcium-dependent phospholipid binding; receptor tyrosine kinase binding. Lineage: Eukaryota; Metazoa; Chordata; Mammalia; Artiodactyla; Delphinidae. Gene Ontology annotation, cellular component: plasma membrane. Gene Ontology annotation, biological process: ERBB2 signaling pathway; cellular response to calcium ion.
ACUGGGGCAGGGAAAUAGCGCCCUUCGGGCUGCUGGCUUUUGGCCGUCCUGGGGGGUCUGUUUUGGCUUUGGCUAAAGGAUAGAUCACCAGAACAGACUUGAAAGCUCUGAAACAGACCCAAGGAUUUCCGUAUGCAAGAACUUAUUUUGGUGCACCAAAUAACUUACUUAAACGCCUUAAGUCAACUUGGAGUUUUCGCUCAAGAGAUGGCUGCCCAGUGUGUCACAAAGGUGGAACUGAAUAUUUCCUGUGACAAUCUUUUGGAUAAAGAUGUAGGGUCAAAGUCAGACCCUUUGUGUGUGUUAUUUUUGAAUACGAGUGGUCAACAGUGGUAUGAGGUUGACCGCACAGAAAGGAUUAAGAAUUGCUUGAAUCCCAAAUUUUCCAAGACAUUUAUUAUUGAUUACUACUUUGAAGUGGUUCAGAAAUUGAAAUUUGGGAUUUAUGACAUUGACAACAAAACUAUCGAGCUGAGUGAUGAUGACUUCCUAGGAGAAUGUGAAUGUACCCUUGGACAAAUUGUUUCCAGUAAGAAACUAACUCGACCACUGGUGCUUAAAAAUGGCAGACCUGCAGGGAAAGGAAGCAUUACGAUUUCAGCUGAAGAAAUAAAGGAUAACAGAGUUGUCUUGUUUGAAAUGGAAGCAAGAAAACUUGAUAAUAAGGAUCUAUUUGGAAAGUCAGAUCCAUACCUGGAAUUCCACAAGCAGAUGUCUGAUGGAAACUGGCUAAUGGUUCAUCGAACAGAGGUUAUUAAAAACAACUUGAAUCCUGUUUGGAGGCCUUUUAAAAUCUCUCUUAACUCCCUGUGCUAUGGAGAUAUGGAUAAAACUAUUAAGGUAGAGUGUUAUGAUUAUGACAAUGAUGGGUCCCAUGAUCUCAUUGGAACAUUUCAAACCACCAUGACAAAACUGAAAGAAGCCUCCAGAAAUUCACCUGUUGAAUUUGAGUGCAUAAAUGAAAAAAAGAGGCAAAAGAAGAAAAGCUACAAGAAUUCAGGUGUUGUCAGUGUGAAACAGUGUGAGAUUACAGUGGAAUGUACAUUCCUUGACUAUAUCAUGGGAGGAUGUCAACUGAAUUUUACUGUGGGCGUGGACUUCACUGGCUCCAAUGGUGAUCCAAGGUCUCCCGACUCCCUUCAUUACAUCAGCCCCAAUGGUGUUAAUGAGUAUUUGACUGCAAUGUGGUCUGUGGGACUGGUCAUUCAAGAUUAUGAUGCUGAUAAGAUGUUUCCAGCUUUUGGUUUUGGAGCUCAGAUCCCACCUCAGUGGCAGGUUUCUCAUGAAUUUCCAAUAAACUUUAAUCCGUCCAAUCCCUACUGUAAUGGAAUUCAAGGCAUUAUAGAGGCAUAUCGGGCCUGCCUUCCUCAGAUAAAACUCUAUGGACCAACUAAUUUUUCUCCAAUCAUAAAUCAUGUGGCCAGGUUUGCUGCUGCAGCCACACAACAACAGACAGCUUCUCAAUAUUUUGUGCUCUUAAUCAUUACCGAUGGCGUGAUCACAGACCUUGAUGAGACCAGACAAGCUAUCGUUAACGCUGCCAAGCUGCCUAUGUCCAUCAUCAUUGUCGGAGUCGGAGAUGCUGACUUUGGUGCCAUGGAGUUUCUGGAUGGUGAUGGUGGAAGUCUCCGCUCCCCGUCGGGCGAGAUAGCCAUCAGGGAUAUUGUCCAGUUUGUGCCUUUCAGACAGUUCCAGAGUGCUCCAAAAGAAGCGCUUGCUCAAUGUGUCUUGGCGGAGAUCCCCCAGCAGGUGGUAGGCUACUUCAACACAUACAAACUCCUUCCUCCCAAGAACCCGGCUACGAAAUGAAAGGAGCUCUGGUCGCCUGAGCAGAGAGAAGUCUUUUGUGCUGUGUGGAGCAAUGGAUUUCCCUCUGACCCCAAAUCAUGAAUCUGUCAUUUUACACACUUCUCACGAACCCCAGCAUUUAUGAUGCAAACCUAGUUCUCUAUGGAUUAUGUCUAUUUAAAGCAUUCUUUUUUACUUUUUUUGGAGGAAAGUGCUAACUUAAUCUUUGCCCAAUCAAUUCAGUGAUUGCUAGUGAUUUACAGUAAUUGCAGUGAGGCUAUUUGGAUUAGAAACUGGUGUGAGAAAAGCGGAUUUUGUUCUUGUGGUUGUUUACUUUCAUAUGACGAAAAUGUUGUUUUUGAAUGUUUGUAAAUAAGAAAGAGUGGAAAAUUGUUGGAAUGAUGCGAAGGUUGCUGUGCUUUGCUCUAGGCAAUAUAUGUUUUAUAAGCCAAUGUCCAUGCCUGACAACAAGGGCUUCUUAAAUUAGAUGAUAUUGAAUUUGUUUCUAGAACUAUACUUAGUGCUAUUCCAUGGGAUAAAACUACCUUUACUUGUGCCUGAAUUUUGCUGCAAUUUAGACAUGCACAGUUCAAAACAGCAUGCAUCCUUAUAGGACUUCAUGAAAAGUACCGAAUGAGAAGGAAAGGCACGUAUUCAGUUCUUAAAAUUGUACAAUCAACAAGUAAAAGGAACCUCAUGUAAGUAAGCCAUUUUUAUUUGCCUUCCUAGAUCUUUCUUUUUCAUUAUUGAAUACCAUAAACAUGGUCAGAUUUGACCUUUUCAUUGAUUGUAUGUGACACUCAGGAUUCUGUAUCUGCAUUGAUGAUAGGUAGCCCUAGAUUCAACAUUAUUAGAUUAUUUUAAUUGGAGUUUGUUAAAAUGGUUAGGAUGGGUUUAUCCAGGAAAACUGUAAGAACCAAACAUAUAAGGGGAAAUUCAGAAUUCUAUUUCCUUUUAAUCAAUGAAAGACUUUACUUAUUAAAAAAGGCAAUGUUUAUACUUUCCUUGUUAAGGUCCCAUAUAUUGAUUUGUACAUUUGUGUAGAUUCAUUUAGAUAUUUUCUCUUUUUUUUUUAAGUAACAUUUUUAGUCUGAUUUUUUUAAACUCAUGAUAGUGGUUAUUAAUCAAAAUCAUAUCUUAUGUUUUAAUAAUGAGCUAUUUCCUAAAUCCAGAAUGUAUUGUAUUAAGCAUAAAACCUGUUAUAACUUUAAAAAAAAAUCCAGUUGCUGCAUAGGUUAGAGUGCGUUUUUAUUUUUUUAGUAGAAUUUUUUUUCUGAUUUUUAUCCUUUAGAACAUAAUACUUAGCAAACAUUACCUUUUCAGAAUAGAUUCAGUAACGUUUUAUUGAGGAGCUGUGUGCCAAGUACUAUGCAUAUCUGUGUAUUGGCCAGUCAUCUUGAACAAUUUAACAUUGAGAAUUACGUGUUUAUUAUGGAUCUGUAAAUGGAUGCACCCUAAGCCUAUCGGUCUUACUGAAAACUUGCACCACAGCUCAGGUCUCUUGUUCCCUGAAAUGUCUGAAGCAAGUGAGCUUUCAGCCACGAACAGCUUUUGGCUUCUCAGAAACUGCUCAUUGCCAAGGUCAGUCUGAGAGAGGAUCUGCUCGCCACAGUGGUUGCCUAGCCCAGGUGAGCAGUUAACAUUUUCCCACUUAGCUCUCCUCUGGAUAUGUGUUGUUAACCUGAAGGUACCUAACUAGUAGUCUGUUGCUCUAUAGUAUGUCUCAUUAGUUGACAAGUCAUCUUGACAUCAGUUAGGCGAGAAAAGAACUGAUGAUUCUUCCAAUAGUUCGGAGCCUUUGUUGUCUAAGAUGUCCUAAUUUCAGUUCUCUUUGUGUGCUUGGAAACAGCAUAUAUAUGUUACAGUGGUUUUCAGAAUUUUUUUUUUUAAACACAUGAAGCCUUUAAAAGAAACGAUUACAUAUGUUCUCAAUGUAUGGUAAAACAGAAGUAGAGGUUUUCCGUUGGAAGCUGGGGCAGGGUCCACAGCCCCACUCACUGGGCCUUCUCCCCACUCUCGGGAACCAGAUCCUGGCAGCACCUGAGUCACCUGCACAGGAAACCUGGAACCACUAGUCAUGAGCAUUCAUUGUUUUUAUUGGCCAAAUGACAAUACUUCUGUCACCACUGUCACAUUGAUUUGUUCUUCAUAAUUUUAUAUUCUGAUUUUAACCAGAAUUGUUCCCUUUUGAAAAUUAAUUUUGUAUUAUGCAUUCUUGAUUUGGUUCAUCAGUAGAUGCUAUUAUUCAUAAGACCUGUGAUUCCAGCAACUUAGAGUAACUGAUACCUUUUUGCAGUUUUGAAUAAAAGCAUUUAUAAUUUCCAAAUUAUCAUUUUAUAAAAUUCUUAUAGUUUCAACAUUUUACCUCAUCACAUGCUGAUAUAGUAUUGUUUUAUAUUAAAAUAGUCCUUUUCCUUAUUGUGCCACCAUUCAUUCAAGUGCCAUUAGUUCUUUUUUUUUUUUUUUGCCAUUAGUUCUUAAAAUGCAUUUAAAGAAAAAAUAAACAAGUUUACUUUCACACUUCAUAUAAACAGAUAUAUUACAAACAUAUAUUAGGGUGACAGUGCCCUGGAUAGAUGUAAUAUUUCUCACAUCUGCCUGUACUGAGAAAAUAGCAAUUAGCAUGGUCAUGUCACCUUGUGCUUAGAAUUGAAAAGUUUAAGAUCGUAAAAAUUUAAAGUCAGAUUAGGGAUUUACAACUAUCCGUUUGGUAGUGCCUUAGGCAGCCUUUCCAGAGUAAAUUCAGGGCUGUGUUGCUGCCUCUGCCUUAUUUGACAUACUUUGCCUUUUUCAUUUUGUAAAUUUUCUGGAAAGUCAUCUUCAGUCAAUUUCUCCUAGUUUUUUUUUUUUUUUUGCGGUGCGCGGGCCUCUCACCGCGGUGGCCUCUCCCGUUGCGGAGCACAGGCUCCGGACGCGCAGGCUCAGCAGCCAUGGCUCACGGGCCCAGCCGCUCCACGGCAUAUGGGAUCUUCCCGGACCGGGGCACGAACCCGUGUCCCCUGCAUCGGCAGGCGGACUCUCAACCACUGCGCCACCAGGGAAGCCCUCUCCUAGUUUCUUUAUGUAUGUGAUUGAUAGUCGUGGAAGUGACACAUAAGGUAAGCUAGAAGCUUGGUUGAGAUCUCGAGAGACUAUUUUAUGCUUUUAUGGAUCUCAUACUUGAUAAUAAAUGUAUAAGUUACUAAUAUAUGAAUUGAUGUUAAAUGUAUCUUGCAUCUGAAUUUCCUUUGGAUAAAAUUAUUUUGUGGUGUGAGACAGUAGUGCCUUGUUUUCAUUUUUAUUCUUUCUCUAAAUGUUAUUCAUUGAAAAGUUAGAAAUAAAGUUAGUAUUUUAA